This is a messenger RNA of Paramecium tetraurelia, 3753 nucleotides long. RefSeq lists its product as uncharacterized. Gene Ontology annotation, biological process: cytokinesis by cell plate formation; phragmoplast assembly; protein phosphorylation. The record is from RefSeq and is a predicted model, not a curated record. The transcript has 7 exons. NCBI's taxonomy places the organism in Eukaryota, Ciliophora, Oligohymenophorea, Peniculida, Parameciidae. Gene Ontology annotation, molecular function: microtubule binding; ATP binding; protein kinase activity.
AUGAAUAACUAUCAUAUUUACGAUGAGAUAGGAAAAGGCAAGUAUUCAGUUGUGUACAAGGGAAGAAAGAAGAAGACUAUUGAAUAUAUGGCAGUGAAAUCAUUGGAGAAAAGCAGACGCACAAAACUUUUGAAUGAAGUCAAAAUGUUCUCUGGUCUCAAACACCCCAACAUCUUGAAGUUUUACCAUUGGUAUGAGACGCGUAAUCAUCUCUGGGUCAUUUUGGAGUAUUGUCCAGGAGGUGAUCUGAUGGCACUGAUUGAAGCAGAUCAAUAAGGCUUACAAGAAAACAUAGUGUUACGUUUCGUGAGGGACAUGGCUGCAGGAUUAAACUAUUUGCAUUCCAAGGGCAUAAUCUAUUGCGAUUUGAGACCAUCGAAUGUGUUAUUCAAUGAAUAUGGAGUAGCCAAACUCAGUGAUUUGGGAAAUGCAAAGCGCUUGGUGGACAUGAUCUCAGCCACCAUAGGUCCAGAUGUCGAGAUGUCCAAAAGAGGAUCACCCUAUUAUAUGGCACCAGAAUUGUUUCACGAGGGUGGAGUAUACAGUUUUCAAAGUGAUUUGUGGGCUCUGGGAUGUAUUGCAUAUGAAUUAUGUAUUGGAUAACCUCCAUUCUAAUGCAGUAGCUUUACAGAAUUAGUUGAAUUGAUUUUGAAUGCAGAAGUCAAACCAUUAGAGGUCUAAUGUUGGGAUUUCAUUAAAGGAUUGCUGGAGAAGGAUCCUCUCAAAAGAUGGGGAUGGGAGAAAAUUUGUAAAUUCCUUAAUAUUUAAUAUUUGAAUGUGCCAUCUCAACCGCAUUUUGAAACUUGGUGCAAAAAAAACAAUCUUGUUAGAGUGACUCCUGUUCAAUAGAAUAACAAAUAGGUGGACAUUGUAAGGUUGUCCUUGAAUGUCCAUAAGAAUAUGUUAAGGGAAGAUGUGCCCAGCAGUUCUCAAUAACAAUAAUAUCAUAAAUAGAUUAGUAGUAACGAGAAGGAUUUCAAGUUAACAAACAAAGACCAAGAAAUAUUGAUAGGAUCAGAAUAAUAAUAAGAUGAUGAUGAAAUUGAUAAAUAACCAGAUGAAUUCUAAACUAAUGUUUAGUCAGAUUUAAAUUCAAUUAAUUCACCGCAUUUGCAACAGAAACCAUUCACUAUCAAAAAAGACUCGGUGCAUCCAUCUACUCAAAGUCUUCUUAAUUAAUCCCCUAUUCCUGGAGGAAUUACACCUUAAUAAAAGAAGGCAAAUGAAAAUGAUCAAUUAAUUCCGAUUGAUUAAUUGUUCACUCAUAGUUCUGAUAAUUCAGUCAAACCCAUCAUUGGUAAUAGAGAGAUUGAAAAAUCAAUAGAUGCUACAUUUGCAAAGGAAUCAUUACCUUUUUAAUAUAUUAAUGCAGAUGAUGUUAAUCGAAAUAUUGAAACUGAUUAAAUUGAAUAUCACUUUGAAUAAAUUUACAAUUCGUUACAGGUAGCCAAAUAAUAGGAAUAAUUAAACAUUCUAAAUUACUUUGAAUAAAUUAUUUAGACUUCUAAUGCAGCCAAUCGUUUAAUCAAUUCCGCAUAUGUUUAAUUAUUAUUAAAAUUACUCACAGUCAGUAAAUUAACAUAAUUGAAAUACCGAAUUUGUUGUGUUUUAGGCUUAUUGCUUCGACAUGCUACAGUUAUUGAACCUGAAGUAUCAUAACAUGGAAUACCAGAAGCCAUGGUGGAAAUAUUAAAUUCAAAGGAAUAGAAUAAUGUUCGAAGAAAGGCAGCAGCAGCUUUGGGAGAAUACUUAUUUUAUGGGGCAACUCAAAUGGAAGAAGAUCCUUAGAAUCCUUAUUGGAAGAUGAGCAAUAUCAGCUUCAAUUAAUUGAUAAAGGUUAUUAAAUCACAGAAUGAAGAUGAAAUCGUGAAAUUCUAUUGCAUUAAAACCAUUGAAAACAUUUCAUCUUAAUCCAUAUCUAUAGGAUAGAGAUUUGCCAAAUCAGAAAUAGUUUUGAUGAUUCUCCAAUGCUUUUUGUCUACCAAAAAUGAUAGUUUAAGAAUCAGUUGUGCCAUUACCUUAGCUAAUCUAUUGAUGUUGGACAAUCAAUAAGUUGAUGUGUUUAUGUAGAAUCUUGGCUUGAAGAGUUUAGUUUCGGUAUUUGUUUUCUCUCAUUUAGUCUAGAUAUUUUUAGAUAACUUACAGAGAGUAUAAUAGGCUAUGAUUACAAUAUUCAACAUUCAUCUUCUACAGAGUGUUAGCACACAAGAUUCAUCAAGCAAUAAUGUAUCUUAAUUGGCCUCAAAUGCUGUCAAUAAAUUAUUGAUGGAAGAAUCAUAAUUAAUAAAAGGGUUAGUUUAUUUAUUGGAUCAUGGUAAUGCUGUCAGCAGAGGGAAGGCAGCUAUUGCACUGAUGCUGAUGAUUAAAUUCAAUAUAGUCACUCUUAUCAAUCUAUCAGAAGAACAAUUAAGAUUCUACCAAAUUCUAGAUAAAGGACUCAGAGACAAUAAUGAUUAUUUGAAAUAGUGCUUGUAACAUUUAGUACAAUAACUAUGUGAUUGCACUCCUAUUAUGAUCACCUAGAUUAAUCAAUCAUUGACUGAUUCAUAAUUGAUGGAAUACUCUCCGAAGAAAACUAAUGGCAACUAUUUAAAUGUGUUAUUCUAAUACUCACAAACUCCAGUCUUAUAGCAAUCCCUAUUUUCCUCUCAGUAUUUACCAAUCCUAACAGAAUUAUUGUCAUUAUCAAAGAAUAAAACUCAAAUUCAAACUACUCUAUUGAAUAUUAUGUCCAAGAUGUGUACGAACUCAAAGAUUUUAAUAAAGCAACAAUAAGUAAUUAUUUAACAAGUGCUCAAAAAUUGCAUUGAUUAUAUGGUUAAGUAAUAGAGCACUGAAACUAAAUUUAUGUUUUUGAAGUUGAUCAUAGAUCUACUUAGUGCUCUAUUGUAGGAAGAGGGGAUCUAUGAUUAUCCCAAUUUCUUGAAGCCGUACUCUAAUGAAUUGAAUAACAUCAUUAUUACUCUCAUACUCCCUUUGUUGAAGGAAUUAUUCCAAGAAUAACCUCCCUUACCAUUUUAUGCACUCAAAUUAGCAUCAAUUCUCCUAACUUACAAUUCACUCUUUCUCCCUCAUUUCAAAAGAUAUGAAGUCCUCUAGGCCAUAUUAGAUAUGUACAAGCCAGAUAGUAAUAAUAUCACAGGCCAUACUUUGAAUAUCAUUUAGAAGAUUGUUGAAGGCAGUUCAAUUGAAGAUCUCAAGCAAUUCUAAAUUAUUGAUAAGUCAGUUCAAAUAUUUGUAUAAUUUACAAAACAGAAGUAAGAAUGGGCUUUUGAGGAUCUGUCUUCUAUUAUGGUAGCAAUCACAAGCAAAAUCAUCAAUGAAUUACAAAGAGGGAACAACAAAAUAAUAGUGAGUCCAGAUAAUACUUUGAUUCCUUAACCCUUCCCAUAAGAAUUCUUAUUUUUUUAGGACCAAUUCUAUUUCACCCUUCAAUAUGCUUAACAAUUAAUUGGUAUUUCUACUCCAGGCUGUCAAUUAACUCUGUUCACUUAUAUGUUGCAUUUGGCAUAUUUUUAUCCAGGAAAACUAUCCUAAAUAAGGUAGUAAUUAUUUAAUUAAUUAAUUCCAUUACUAUGUCCUUAAUUGAAUAAGAGAAUCAUCAAAUUGUUACAUUGGAUGGUUGUAUUGAAUGAACAAAAACCAUUUAAGAUAGAAAAGAAAGAAAUCUUAGUAUAAGUUUUGGAAAAAUAUCAAAAGGAAGACAAAUCUAUUGCUAUGGCUGCAAAAGAUUUGAUGAAAUAUCUUCUUUGA